GUGGACGUUCAGGUGAUUGACCCGAAGGGAAAGUCCAGUUCUGUGCCCAUACGUGUGCGACAGAACGAUGAGGACCCGACCAAAUUCAAGUGCGAAUACGCGCCUCAAUUGGAGGGCCCGCACAAAGUAGAGGUGACUUUCGCGGGCAAACCGGUGCCCAACAGUCCGUUCGCAGUGAAGGUGGCGCCGGCCUGUAAUGCCGAAAAGGUUCGGGCGCUCGGACGCGGUUUACAGCCCACAGGCAUUCGGGUCAACGAUAACGCCGAGUUCAAGGUGUUCACUGAGGGCGCCGGUGCCGGCAAACCAGAGGUCAAAGUGCUCGGACCCGACGGACAGCCCAUCAAGUGUUCGGUGCGCAAACUGGCGGACGGCGUGACCUACGACUGCGACUAUAAGCCGCUGAAAGAGGGCCGGUAUGUCGUGGAAGUGACUUUUGCCGGACAAGAGAUCUUCCAGAGUCCAUACGAAGUGCAGGUCUCGCCUAUGAAGGAGUCUAAGAUUGUCGCCUACGGGCCCGGACUGAAGGGCGGUGUUGUCGGACAUCCGGCGCGCUUCACAGUGGAUACGAAUGGCGAGACGGGAACCCUUGGCUUUUCAGUGGAGGGACCCUCUUAUGCGCAGAUCGAGUGCCGCGACAACGGCGACGGCUCGGCCGAAGUGGAGUAUCACCCGACGGCUCCGGGAGAGUACGCCGUUCACGUGACCUGCGAUGGCGAAGACAUACCUAACUCGCCGUAUAUGCCAAUGAUUAUACCCAAGACUGACUACAAUCCGGACGCUGUGGUAGCGUCCGGACCCGGACUCGCGCCCAAAGGUGUGGUGAUUGUGACGCCCACUGAGUUUACGGUCGACACCCGUAAGGCGGGUAAAGCGCCGUUAGAUGUGUCGGUCAUGAAUAACGCCGACUAUAAAGAGCUGGACCUUAAGCUGACCGACAAUAAAGACGGCACGUUUAAGGCCCAGUAUAAGCCCGAUAAGCUCGGCAAACACACUGUCCACGUGAACUACGGCGGUGUUGCCGUACCCAAGAGCCCAUUCCGGGUGACAGUGGGCGGUAUGCCCGACGCCGCUAAGGUGAAAGUGGAGGGCCCGGGAGUGUCAAAGGGAGUCAAACCAAAACAGCCAACGUAUUACAUAAUAGACACCCGACAGGCGGGCGGCGGCGAACUGGUCACUAGUGUUAAGGACGAGAAGGGCAAAGAUGUGCCGAUCACCAUAACUGAUCAUCAGGACGGCCAGUACACCGCCGAAUACACGGCUCCAGCGCCGGGCAAAUACAAAGUAAGCACCACUUAUGCCGGACGGCCAGUGCCCGGAUCGCCGGUCGACCUGAACGUCACACCGCCGGCCGAUGUGUCCAAAGUGAAAGUCGAUGGACUCGAGAAGAUUGUUGUCAUCGACACAUUGCAACAGUUCCGGGUGCGUAUCGACACCGACUACUGCGACCAAUUCGACGAGAUAUCUGUGAUUAUUACCACACCGACCAACGAGGCAUACCUUCCGCACAUCAUUCCCACGUCCAGCGGUUUUUUAGUCAAUUACAUUCCCCACCAGACGGGCCGAUAUGUGAUCCGAGUUUUAUUGAACAGUGUAUGUGUGCCGGAUUCGCCGCACACCGUACGGGUGGUUGAACCGCCGCCCGACCACAAAAGCCCGGUACCAACCGGUCAACAGUGCGAUCUGAUCCGGGCGUACGGACCCGGUCUUACACAUGGAACUGUACGAAAAGUGGCUCAGUUUUUGAUCGACACGAAAGCGGCGGCGGACACCAGCCCUGACGUCGCCCGACUGUCCGUCUGCAUCGACGGUCCCUCUCAGACCACUGUUGACUAUCGAGACAACUGCGACGGCACUUAUUCGGUGUCCUAUUUGCCAACCGCUGCCGGAAAGUACAGAAUUGGCAUUACGACAGACGGCCGACACAUUCCUCGCUCUCCUUUCACGGCCAUAGUUAGUACCGGAAUAUAUCAAUUUGUCAAUUGUAUAAACUCAUUCACUGUGGACGCCAGCGCAGUAGACAAGGCAGGGGACGGUACGGUUGAGCCGACCAUUACGGGCCCGUCGGGCAAGAAAGUCAACUCUCACGUCAAGAAUAAUAACGACGGCACGUAUAAAGUGAACUACAUUUUGCCCGACGAGGGUGAAUACAAAUUUGACGUUAAGUUUGACGGCUCACCCAUACCGGGCGCCUCUCCCGUGGCCGUGAAGGCCACACAUGGAGCCGAUCCUAAGCGCGUUAAAGUGUACGGACCGGGCAUUGAGAAGGGAUUCCUUAACCAACCAAAUCAGUUCACUAUUGAGACAAUUAAUGCCGGCAACGGAGGCAUUGGACUGUCGGUUGAGGGACCCACCGAAGCAAAGGUCACCUGUCGUGACAAUAGGGACGGCACAUGUCUUGUCGAGUAUAUACCCAAUGAGGGAGGCGUUUAUGAUGUGGCCAUUAAAUUUGCCGAUGAAAAUGUGCCAGGAAGUGUAUUCAAAGUGCCGGUACAGAGCGAAGUGGACGCCACCAAAGUGACGGCUACCGGUGCGGGCAUUGACCCUAACAAUUGUCGUGCGGCCGCAUCUCUGCCUUUCAAAGUGAACGCCAAACGCUCGGCCAAAGCGCCGCUCGCCGUAGAGGUCACCUCAGAUAAGGGACCCAUCGCUCAGAAGCCAGAGAUUGUGGAUAACAAAGACGGCACGUAUGACGUGUCGUACGUACCGCCGCCCGAAGGCAGCAAAUGCGAUGUCAAAGUGACGUAUGGGGGCAAAGAUAUUCAGGGCAGUCCAUUUAAAAUGAAAGUGAAGAAGAAGUCUGAGCCGAAGAAUGUAAAGCUUUCGGGUCCGGGACUGGACAAGAAGGUGACGGCGAGUUUGUCC
Molecule: messenger RNA, 2862 nt
Organism: Medioppia subpectinata
Lineage: Eukaryota; Metazoa; Arthropoda; Arachnida; Sarcoptiformes; Oppiidae
Source: the annotation of a GenBank genome assembly